AUAGACAACAUUAACAUUUUCAAAAAGCAAGCUUUUAUACUAUAAUUUCUUGGAAAAGUCCACCAAGAAAACAAAAAAAAGUCACCCUUUUCCAUUCCAUUGAUUAAUAAUAGUAUCUUUGAAUAUUGAUACCCUUUAAAUUCUCCUUUUUCCCUUUUUUCUUGCUCUUUAUUUCCACCUCUUUUCUUGUUUCUUUCGACUUUUUAUCCUCACUUUUCACAAUUGAAUUAUGCUAUUAAUAAUAUUGAAGUGAAAGGAAAAAUAUUAGUACAAGUUUUGGAAUCUUGAUGGGGAAUUGUUUUGGAGCUAAGCUUUCUAAUUCUAAAUCUAGUAGUACUUAUCCUAGUUUCUCAACCAGAGCAUCUACUAUAGACACAUCAAAGAACUACAGCAAUGGCCUUGGCUAUUCGGCUACGAGUGGCAGUAUUGGACAUAGUCAGUUCUCAGCAGCUGCAAGUGACGAUACAUGUUUGAACGGAGAGAUAUUGCCGAUUGCAAAUUUGAAGAUUUAUAGUUUUUCUGAUAUGAAGUUUUCCACAAAAAAUUUCAAGUCUGACUCAGUUUUGGGGAUCGGCGGUUUUGGUACUGUGUAUAAAGGAUGGGUUGAUGAGAAGACACUUGCUCCGACUAAAGCUGGCACUGGAAUGAUUGUUGCCAUCAAGAAGUUGAAUGCCGAGAGUACUCAAGGAUUUGAAGAGUGGCAGUCGGAAGUGAGCUUUUUAGGAAGGCUUUCACAUCCGAACCUUGUUAAACUGCUGGGAUAUUGUUCGGAGGAAAAGGAACUGUUACUUGUGUACGAAUUUAUGCCAAAGGGGAGCUUGGAAAACCAUCUUUUCAGAAGGAGUGCCGCUAUUGAACCACUUUCUUGGGACUUGCGGCUCAAAAUUGCCAUAGGAGCAGCACGGGGCUUAGCUUUUUUACAUACUUCAGAAAAGAAAGUUAUUUACCGGGACUUCAAAGCAUCAAACAUUCUGCUUGAUGGGAACUACAAUGCAAAAAUAUCAGACUUCGGAUUAGCUAAACUGGGGCCUUCUGGUAGUAACUCACACGUAACUACUCGUGUUAUGGGCACAUAUGGUUAUGCUGCUCCAGAAUAUGUUGAAACCGGUCAUCUAUAUGUAAAAAGCGACGUGUAUGGAUUUGGAGUCGUCUUGCUUGAGAUGUUGACUGGUUUACGAGCACUUGACACCAAACGCCCAAACGGACGGGAGAAAUUGGUGGAGUGGGUGAAACCAAUGUUAUCUAACAAAAGGAAGUUGAAGUCGAUUAUGGAUGCCCGGAUGGAAGGCCAGUAUUCUUCGAAAGCAGCAACGCUCGCUGCACAGAUUACUCUAAAAUGCUUAGAGGGAGACCCAAAGAAUCGACCUUCAAUGAAAGAAGUAACAAACGUGUUGGAACAGAUCGAAGCGAUCAAGGAGAAACCAAAAGAAUCCAUAAGAAAAUCCGAGCAUUCUUCAUCUCAUCAAAACAGACAGUCUCCACGAAGUCGUCAAUCACCACGUCAGACAAACGACAGAGAGUCUCCAAGAAGUCGCCAAUCACCACGUAAGCCAAACGAUCAUGGAUUCAGCGCGGGGUCAGGAAAUAUUAUGAGGUGAAGAAAUUGGCCUGCCUUAGCUAUAUGUAUGUCUCUAUAAAUUUCAAUCUUUUAACUCAUUUAGUACAAGAUCAAGUUUAUAUUGUUCACCAUUUUAUGUCAUUUCAUUUUUUUUUUCCACUAAAAUUUUGUAUUGUAUGUUACCUCUGUGUUUGCAUGACUUGACUGUUGUAAUUUGUUAAAAGAAUUCAUAGAAAACUUUGACACUGAUUUGGCUUCUGUAUUGAGGAAGGUUUCAGCAGAGUUAUUGGAGCUAACUUUCCUUUUA
Capsicum annuum is the source of this 1865-nucleotide messenger RNA. Its product is annotated as probable serine/threonine-protein kinase PIX13. The record is from RefSeq and is a predicted model, not a curated record. Gene Ontology annotation, biological process: protein phosphorylation. The transcript has 6 exons. Bases 288 to 1598 code for a protein of 436 amino acids. Lineage: Eukaryota; Viridiplantae; Streptophyta; Magnoliopsida; Solanales; Solanaceae. Gene Ontology annotation, molecular function: protein kinase activity; ATP binding.